CCCAGAGUGCAUCGGGAGUCGGGCUCGCGGCGCGUGCGCAGGAUGAGGCCCGCUAAAGCCGCGGGUCGGUUUGAAGCGGGGAAGGAGCUCCAUGGAAACGGGGCCGCGAAGUGUCAGCGAGCGCGGUAACGGCCGGGUGCGGGGCAGCUAUGGCCAGGCCGCCCAUCGCCCCCAUGAGCGUCAGCGCCACCGCGCCCGAAGCCUUCGCCGUGCUCCAGCAGAGGAUGAGCGUGGUUGAAGAACAGACCAGCGCGCUGGCGAGAGACCUGGAGCUGCUCGGCGUGAACGGACAGAGCCUUGAUCUCUUCCAUUCAAAGCCCUUAGAGACACCUGGGAGCCACCAGCCCGUUAGCCCUGUUCGGGCCCGGGUAGCGUUUGUAGGUGAAAGUGACAUGCUAUGGAAGAACUGUGACUCUCUAGUGAAUCGAAUGUGCCGGCUGGAGAGUGUUGUGCAGACCUUGAAGCUAAACCUCUUCCGGUUGCAGACAGAAAAGGAGCUGAAUCCCAAGCAUGCAGCCCAUCUGGAACAGCGUAUGAACGCAAUGCAGGAAGAACACUUGCAGGAACUGAAGGUUGUACAGCUCGAGGCAAUGAAGUUGCGCCAACAGCUAAGUGAGGCAAAAGAAGAUGUAGAAAAGGCACAGGAAGAAGUUCAAAGAUUAAGUGCUGCUUUGGAAAUUGCCACAGCAACCAAGACAAAUGUAGCCAUUGCAGCAGAGGAGCUGAGGACAACAAAACACAUAAUGAACCAUAGACUUCAGGAGCUAAGGGAGCAGCUUUCCCAAGAGGCAAGCCUGCGGGAGUCUUUGGAGGAAUCCCAAGCGACCAUGCUGAGACGUGUGCAGGAUAUGGAGAUAACAGUAGAGGCAGAACGGGAACAGGUACAGGUACUGCAGCAGGACUGCCAUGGCCUGCACAAGGAUAUCCAGCUUGCCCGAGAGAGGUUACAGAAGGAGGAGGAGAGAACUGCACAACUGGGGCAGGAGUGUACACAGCUGAAAGCUGACCUGGAUUCCAGAAACUGCAUCAUUUCCCAGCUCAGUGAGGAAGCAAAAAAUGCACAGCUGUCUUUCAGCAAAGAACAUGAGGAAAAUGUGCAACUGCGAUCUGAAAUAACAGCUCUGCGAGAGACAGCAGAGAAAGUACAGAUCAUUAAUGACCAGUUGAACCAACAAUGCUCAGAACUGAGUGCUACACUUCGAAGCAUUUCCAUGGAGAAUGCUAAACUGAUUUCAGAUCAUCAGGCCAUGCUUAAGGCAGAACAGGAGAGGAUGACUCAGAAACUGCUGGAACAAGACUUGCUGCUGGAUGCUGCCCGUGCCAACAUUAUAGGAGAGCUGCAAAGCAUGCAGAACGAAAAAGCCCAACUUCAAAAAGAGCUGGGGGCCUUGCACACGGAGCAUGCUGGCUGCAGACAAAAAGCAUGCCUAGCUGAGGAGAUGACAACCACACAGAAGGUGCUCUUGGAGUCUACUAUUGCUAGACUUCGAGGUGAACUGGAGACAGCACUGAAAGAGAGAGGAUCUCUACUGAUGGAGAAGGAGAGUCUUCAGCAAGAAAUGAAGAAAACAGCAAGUGAUGUAACACAGGAGAGGAACAAACUGGAAGUGGAACUAACUGGGAACAAGCUAGAAAUGGGUGCUAUGAGAUCCACGCUGCAGAAUCUGGAGAAGGAGAACAAGAGGCUAAUGGAUCGCUUGGUGGCACUGGAACACCAGCAGUAUGCUCAACAGCAGGUCGAACAGGUUCUAGCAGAGCUGACUGACAGUAAGAAUAAACUGGCCUACGACAAAGGAAAGCUUCAGACCAAAGUACAGCAGCUGGAGGAAGAACUGCAAUCUCUUGCAGAUGCACAUUCAGAGAAUAGCCACCUUCGCAAGCUGAAUACAGCCUUGGAGACCAAAUAUACUCAGGUGAAUGUAGAAUUUGGCUCUGUCAAGAUUAACAUGCAAAGGAUGGAAGCUCAGCUGAAGCAGGCACAGACCACCCUUGAACAGAAAGAAGAAGAAUUUUCUAUUGCAAUCAAGUCCCGUGAUGAGGCAUUGCGAGAGAGUCAGAAAAUUAAGGGGCACAUGGAAGCCAUGGAAGAGAGGGAGAAGCAAAAGAUGGCAACCUUAAAGCGCCAGCUAGAGGAGGCAAAGGAGGAUAACGACAAGGUGACAGCUGUGCUGGAGAAUGUGCUGGCUUCUCACAGCAGGAUGCAGGCAGCUCUGGAGAAGGUGCAAACUGAGCUGGGGCGCAAGGAUUCUGAGAUCACAGGGCUCAGAAAAGACAGGACCCAGAACCAACAAAAAAUCCAGAGGUUAGAGGUAGAAUUGGAACAGUACCAGGCCAAACUGGUUGUCAUAGAAACUCAGCACAAUAGUCAGGUGGAUCCACUUUGUAAAGCACUAGAAGUCGCUAGAGCAGACAACAAGAAACUUGCUUUGAGUUUGGAACAAGCUCUGCAGGCCAAUAGUACCCUGCAGAGCAAGCUGAUACAUACUCAGGAAGAACUGGACAGGAAAGAAAUUGAGCAUCAGCAAUUGAUGGCCUGCAGGGAGCAGCUAAUUGAAGAAGCCACAAUGGAAGAAAGGCUGUAUUCCGAACGCUUGGAGUCCUUGAAGAAGCAGUUUCAGAUGGAGCGAGAGGCUAUGAGGAAAGCAGGUCACAGGGAAUCUGCUGAGCUGAAGAAGGCCCUUGAAGAGGCUUCUUCUAAAUCUGCUGAAGUGUCCCGGGCUAACAGGGAGCUGCGGCAGAAAAUAAUGGAGUUGGAAAAGUCCCUGGUCAGUUACAAGGGGAAGCUAAAGAGCCAAAGAGCUCAAAUCAGACACUACUUGGCUUCCAAGGCUAACAACAUCCAGAACACAGAGCGGAUAAAGGAGAUUGAAUCUGAGCUGAGGCAAAUGGAGCUGAUCAAGGAGCAGUAUCAGAAGAAAAACUAUGAGCAGUCACAGAGCAUCCAGAAAUUCAUGACAGAGUUAACAAGUCUUCAGAGUGAGAUGCAGACCUUGGCCAAAAACCAGCACGAAGUGGCAACACGGAACAGGCAGCUGGAGACCCAGCUGGAAAUGGAGCAGAAAGUGCGGCAGCAUCUAGAAAACCAGUGUCAGAAGCUAGACGAUACAGUCAAACACUUAAAGAAAUGCAAAGAGGAAACGGAGCAGAAACUGAAAGAAGCCAGCGUAGAAUCGGAACAGAUCACAGCUAACCUGGAGGAAGCUCACCACUGGUUCAAAUCUAAGUUUGACAGCCUGCAGCUCGAGCUAGUGAAAAACAAACAGCAGAAUAUCCCCAGUGAAAGGAACUAUGGCAAGGAGAUGGAGAAGGAAAAAGCUGUGAAACUCCCUAGCCAAGCCUCCCUGAAUCGCUGGGAGACUAAACAGCAGCUCAAACUCAUCUCCAGGAAGUACCAAUCAGAGCUAGACAGGAAGUGAUGUCAGCUAACCCAGGCGAUUCCAGGCUGCCAUACCACCCUGCAGCUGUGAACACCACAGUUCAGACCAGUUCUUCACAUGCUGGAAGAUGAGCCCUAAGGCUGAAGUAUUUUGAUCUAUAAGCAUCUGCAUAUUUCAGAAGAUUUUUAAGUGGGUAUAAGCAGAGGUCCUGUAUGAACUGGGUCUGCUCUGUAUCAGUGAGGAUGACCCUUCAAAUAAAAUGCACAUUGACUGGCUGGCUGAUAGACCAGUGCAGGCAGGUUUUGGAAUAUUAAUUUAAAUUGUGUACUCCAGUUCAGCUUAGCUAAUGAGUCUCACCUGUCUGACACAUACUAGAAUGUAUCAGUUUGUGAAGCAGAUGUCCAUUUCCCCCAUCCUAACAUGGUCUUUGAGUGUGACUAAUUUGUGUAAAUGCUUCAUCAUGGAACCAUAAUUUAUAACAAAGAAAUUAUUCCUCUCUCUACAGCUUCCUAUACAAGUAAGUUUAUGUUCUGGAUCUUUGUCUCCAGUCACAUCUCUCAUUUGUGUUUUAGCAGCGCAAGAGGAGGGUAGUGGGUUGGAAUGAGCCCUGCAAAGUGAGGAGGCAUCAUUAUUAUUGAGAGCUCAGAUUGCUGUGCAGGGAUUCUGCCUAUCCAGAGGAUGGUCUACUGGAUUCCUAGGCUGGUGAUGGUAAACGUGCUGAAACAGGACGGUUGUCCACUGUUGGAUACUGAUGGUUGCCUGACCAGUACAGGGAGAAUCCCUUCUUAGCUGAUGGGUAGUAGCAGUAAAAGGAGCCCUGGGCCUGGGCACAGAGAGGAGGACAGUGUCCUUGGGCACUUGCAGGAGCCCUGUCUUUGCGCAAGGCUCCAUUGCUAGAAGGUGCUCCAUGUGGGUGUGAGAGGCUGCCCGGUGGAACACCUUGCACCAUUGGUACCCAAUGUCAUUAAUAGAGUUGGUUAAUUCUGCCCCACCAUGGAACAAGCUACCCAAAGGGCAGGAGGUGUCCAGAGCAGGGGGUUAAGACUUUAACUACCAUUCCCUUAUGCUAUAGAAACAGACAAUUUUCAUCCAUUGUUCAGUUAAUGAGCACUUAUGAGUAGCUCAGAGUCCCUCCUUAAAACUCUGUCUGCCUCGGCUUACAGUGUAACCCAGCUACAUCAGAUGUGCUGUUACACACCUAAUUUUAAUUUAAUAAUUGCAGCGCUGUUUCCUAAGCAUCCUCCAGUUGUCUGAUCCAUUUGUUUCUGUGGAGCUAGUUUGAAGCUCUGUGGGGCAGAAGCCAUCCCUUCCGCUGUGGUGUGUACAGGACCAAGCAUAUUGCUGGGACUCGGCAAAUAAUCAUUCCACCCAUUUUAUAUACCUACCUUUGUAGCAUAAUUAGGUUUAUAUGACAACAGCCUGAACCAUUGUUUUAGGCCUGGUCCUGCUCCUAUUGCUCUCAAUGGGUAUUUUGCCAUUGACAUCAGUGAAAACAGGCUCAGACCCUUAGUGAUUAAGCACUUGAUUGGAAGCCCAUUAAAGCUAAUAGGUACCUUUCAUUAACUUCAGUAGCCUUUGGCUCAGGCCCUAAAUCCUAAUGUUGCUGAAAUUCCUAAGCAGCAGACGCCUUCAAUACAACCUUACGUUCCUCCUCCCAAGGGCGAGCUGAGUUUCUACAUACCACAUCACUUCUGAGUGGCGGGGUUAAAAUGAGCCUAGGUGUAGGAUUCCGUCCUAGAGUCCUGUUCUCCUCUCAGGUCAGUGUCAGUAGUGUAGUCUAACUCUGCCAACUUUAGCACCAAGCUGUAGGCAGAGCCUGAAACCCACCUAGCGUGGCACUGGCUACCUUAGCUCACACUGCAUCUAUUUGAUCUAGUUAAGCUAUGUGGCUAACUGUUAAUGACAACACACACUGCCCUUCAUCUAGAAAGAGAUGCUAUGAGGUAUGGUCCAGGGGCAGGGGAAGACAGCUCCACAUGCUACCAUCCAGUUUCCUUUCUUAGGAGUUGUUGCUACCAAGGAGCCACUGUUUUAGUGAUUAGUGGGCAUGGAUUCCUUCUUUCAUCAGGCCCUCUUCACAGAUACAGGGCACUAGAGUGCUGUAUGUAUAGAUAUCUAAUCUGCUGACUCUGUAUUUAAAUCAUUAAAUCUGCUUUAAUUACUACA
This is a messenger RNA of Mauremys mutica (yellowpond turtle), 5543 nucleotides long. RefSeq names its product coiled-coil domain containing 150 (gene CCDC150). The transcript has 28 exons. Lineage: Eukaryota; Metazoa; Chordata; Testudines; Geoemydidae. The coding region runs from base 150 to 3416 and encodes 1088 amino acids. The record is from RefSeq and is a predicted model, not a curated record.